AUGGCCAUCACUAGGGACGCGGAGCAGGAUACGCACUUUGAUCCAUCUGCCUGUGUGGAGGUCUGCAAAUCGCGGUAUCCCAACAGUCCACCCAAAGAGAUUGUCGCUGCAGUUCAUGGACCUCGUUGUGGCUGUCAUGUGGGGACACUUCCAGAGACCUUUACGGAAGUGGAUGCCACCUACUGUACUUACACCUGCAAGUUUUAUGAGAACCCCAUCUGCGGGGGUCCGCCCUCCUUUUGGGGCGUCUUUGUGCAGUUCGACUUUCAGGCUUACUCCUCCCAUGGUGCCUAUGAUCCCUGGCGCAAGAUCUGGUACACGGUGGUUGUCGUGAGGGAGGCAACAAUCAUAGGCCAAGAGGCUUGGAAUCCAGACUUGCAGUUAGACCCGGAACGCUAUUUCCUCCAUGCUGCUUCAGUGCAGACAGGACAAGCAGCGUCAGUGAUGUGCAGUGCUUUGAAGCUGGAAAUGCCAGAUAAGCCGUCAGAGUCGCCUGAACAGUUCAGGGACAGAAUGGUCGAAGUGCAGACAGAGUUUCCAGAGCGCAAGCACGACUAUGGUUUUUGCAGACGUGAGGCCUUGAUAAGGAUGACAGGUGAUGCUGCGAUGGCAGAGCGUGUCUUCGCCACGUGGCACGCAGCGAGAAAUGCACCGAAGCUCUUCGAAGGUGUCGAGCCCAUGCUGCGGCGCCUCAAAGAACGUGUGAAGCUCGGUACCUUGACAGAUGGAAAUGCCAAUCCCUUCACCAUCUGUGCUUUGAAGGACAUCAUCGACUUCCAUGUCAGUUCCGUGGAGGCUGGUGCUGGAAAGCCUGACAAGCGCAUGUUUCAGCUCUGUGAGGCCAAAUCUGGCUACUCAGCGGAGGAGUUGGUCAUGGUUGGCGACAGCUUGGGCAAGGAUAUCAAAGGUGCGCAAGAUGCAGGUUGGCGUGCCAUUUGGGUCCAUCCGCCCGCCUGCGCCGGGAGUAGCUUCGACAUGGCAAGCGUCGAUAAGUCAACUCCCAGCCUUUCCGUGGAGGCUGAGGUGGACCGCGUGGCAGAGGUGGAGGAGAUUCUACUUCGAUGGGGAAGCGAACGACCAGAACGACCAGAACCUGGUGGGAAGCUCUAA
Molecule: messenger RNA, 1110 nt
Organism: Cladocopium goreaui
Lineage: Eukaryota; Dinophyceae; Suessiales; Symbiodiniaceae
Source: the annotation of a GenBank genome assembly